AUGGUGGUUGACUCCGACUCUGGAGAGGAAUGGGAGGCUUCCCCGCCGCCUCCGAAGCAUCAGGGGAGAGUGGGGAAGCUCAAGGAUGAGGGCAAGGCUAAGGGCAAGCGCCGUGUGAGCGACAUACACGCUUCACCACGAACUCCGCUAGCCGAGGUGGACUUGAACGAUGAUGCUGCCGAGAGGAGAGCACGAAGGCAGAGCUUGAAGCGCUCAGCAUCAGUGCGGAAUGUGGAGGAACACCUGCCCAAGGCAGAGAGGACGAACUCGGACAAGAGCAUUUCGGCCGUUGCCGCACAGGCACCACCACCCAGUUUGCAGAUCUUGAGCAGUAAUUUUGAGGAGUGGAUGAAAAUGGCAACCGACAACAAAAUCAACGCAACAAACUCCUGGCAUUUCGCUCUCAUUGACUACUUCCAUGACAUGUCCCUUCUCCGCAACGAGCUGGACAACAGCAUCAAUUUCCAGAAAGCCUCCUGCACACUCGACGGAUGCGUGAAGAUUUGGACAAGCCGCGUGGACAGUGUUGCCACCGAAACUGGAAAGCUGUUGAGCGGACUUGCUGAUGACGGUCGCAAUGCGGCUCAGCAGGAUGAAGAGGGGAAUGAGGAUGCUGCGGAGGACGGCGAGGAGGGUGCUGUCGCCAAAGCAAAACGGCGGACACAUAGGACCGAAACGACUCUCGCCAAGUCAUAUGCUCAUUUACAGGUGAAGAAGUUCGAUUUGGAGUUCACGGUAGAUCCGCUGUUCAAGAAGACUAGUGCGGACUUCGAUGAAGGAGGUGCCAUGGGUCUGCUCAUGAAUCAUCUUGGCGUUGAUGGGUCGCUCCGAAUUGUCUUCGACGCUGGAGAUUGCAAACUCGAAGAAGAAGAUAUCGAGGAAGAUCUCUCCGAGAUGAAAGGCGCAGAAGUCGAUCUCUCGUCGCUCCGUAUUAAGUACUUCCCCAGUAUGGCUGUUCUGGAAGACAGAGUUAUCUGCUCGACGUUGAAGGAUUUCAAGUUCUCUGCCGAUCAGACCAACUUGGAUCUCGCUUUUCUCAAUAUCGAUCGUAUCGAUGCCCAGACGCCCACUCCUGACGCGUGCGAUGCCUUCUCCGACGAUGGUGCCAACGGCGGUGGGGGAGAAGACUUCUUCACUGGUGACCAAGCCGUCGACGAUGAUGCCAAUGGAUGGGGUGGGGGUGGUGGAUGGGGAGGAGACGACGAUAACGUCGGCGGCGACGAUGCGGCAGAAGAUAGACAGUCGGCUGGCCCUGCAGGAGGCUCAAGGGUCACCUUUGGCGGCGUCGAAACGUUUGACCCUCGGCACCCGCCAAACGAGAGAGCACUGGUUAUGGCGCUUGGAGAGACUGAAGGCGCACUGGACUACUUUGACCAAACCCUGCUCAAGAACUGGGCAGGGCCCGAACAUUGGAAGAUGCGCAAGGUUAUCCGGAAAGUUACACCGGACUCCUCAACAUCAGGAACCAAGGCUGUUAAGGCCGAGAAGAAAGCAUUCGAGAUUGACUUCACUGCCCCAGCUCCUUCCACGAAGCAAUUGUUUGCUCCUUCCGGCCGGACGGCAAUAACGCUAGCCGGAACCCGGGCGCCCAAUAAGAGAAAGCGUAGCUCAAGAUCAAAAGCGGCUGCACCACCGAAACGUGAUGAACAUCUGCUGCCUGAUGACAUGCACUUCAGCAGUGCACAGCUCUUACGACUCUUCAUGAAGCCAAAGUUUGCAUUACGAAUGCGACGGCACGGACAGGUUAUAAAAGGUCAGUAUGAAGACGGAGAAGUUGAUGAACGAUUCUGGGCACAAGCGGCUGCUGACCAGGCUGGUGGGCUUGAGAUCGAUCAAAGCGACGGAGAGCAAAUACCAUUCGGUACCCAAUUCUUCAUGGACGAUUUCGACGACGAUGGAGGUGAUUUGCUCGCUGCUACCCAAGAACAGCUAAAACGGGUCCGGCCAGAGUUUGUCAACUACUCUAAGAAAGCGAAGCGGGUCGAUGUUCGAAAACUCAAGGAGAAUAUCUGGAAAGGCCUUGACAUCAUGGUUGAUCAUGGCCCCGAGGACAAAGAGAUAGAUGUUGUGCCCACCCACCCGGACGAGGGUCGACAAUUUGGGGCAGUUGUGCAAGACCUGAAGAAGAGCUAUCCCAGAGACAAGCUCGAGGAGAUAAGUACAAGCUUCUGCUUCAUUUGCAUCCUUCAUCUCGCCAACGAGCAGGGCCUGAAGCUUGUGGCUGGUGAAUUGGAUGAGAACGGCGAGCGUAAGGUGGCAGAAUUAUCAGACCUGCAGGUGUUUAGAGAUCCCAAUGCGACGCCAGCAGCUUGA
Dacryopinax primogenitus is the source of this 2313-nucleotide messenger RNA. RefSeq names its product barren. Gene Ontology annotation, cellular component: condensin complex. The record is from RefSeq and is a predicted model, not a curated record. Bases 1 to 2313 code for a protein of 770 amino acids. Gene Ontology annotation, molecular function: chromatin binding. Lineage: Eukaryota; Fungi; Basidiomycota; Dacrymycetes; Dacrymycetales; Dacrymycetaceae. Gene Ontology annotation, biological process: mitotic chromosome condensation. The transcript is spliced from 8 exons.